AUGUUACCUCAGCAGAUUAUCUUUACUCGCCGUUCCUUCUCUUCACCUUUCCUUCAAUCUAUCCGUGCUGCGCACAAUUCAACGACAUUGGGUAUUCCCUUCAAGCUUCAUUCUCGUCGCUGGUUGCCCUUCGUCAGACUCGCUGUCGACGGCCAACUCCUUCCCCUUCCCUUUACCAGUAAAACGCGCAGCUAUCGGACUUCGUGGACUUUGCGCUUCAAUGCGGCUCGUUUAGCUGCUGCGACUUGCUACCAGCAGUGGUUUACCAAGCUUCGCAACACCACUUCACAUUUGUAUGAAGCCUACUUCAAUGACAUCUUUCUUUUUGAACGCGGUGGGGUCCCUAAUGACCAGUCUGGACUGUGCGUACGUUACGAUAUUGUCGGCGCAAAUCGCAAGAAUACGGUCAAGCUGCCAUGGCUUUGGAUCAACACUCAAGCGGAGAUGUUGUAUUGGUGUUUGACUAUCGGCAGGUCGCGCCCUGGCGCCCUGCAUUGA
Mycena indigotica is the source of this 498-nucleotide messenger RNA. RefSeq lists its product as uncharacterized. The transcript has 7 exons. NCBI's taxonomy places the organism in Eukaryota, Fungi, Basidiomycota, Agaricomycetes, Agaricales, Mycenaceae. The record is from RefSeq and is a predicted model, not a curated record. The coding region runs from base 1 to 498 and encodes 165 amino acids.